AUGGCUCCUACCUCCAAGAAGAAAAUCACCGAAACUGCGCUUGCUGAAGCCACUUUCGCUACCCGCUUAUUGCACGGUGAUCAUAAAUUCGCUGGGAAUGGUGCAGUCGCACCUGAUAUCUCCGUGUCAACCACGUUCAAGCAGCGCGAGUUUCCUGGCGACCUGCCUCCAGAAUUUAAAGAUGUUGAUUCCCUCAAUCCCGAAUGCCACGUGUAUUCUCGGUAUACUCAGCCGGUCUUUACCCGCGUAGAGAAAGUUCUCGGGAACAUUUGUGGUGGCUAUGCGACUACAUACCGAUCGGGCCUUUCGGCUGCAUUCGCUGCACUGAUUUACUAUAAGCCUAAGCGUGUCGCUUUUCGGGAUGGAUACUUUGGCGUUCGUGAGGUGAUUUCCACUUAUCAGAAAGUUAACCCGGAUUUCAAAGUGAUCGACAUUGAUGAACCCUAUGUUCAAGGCGACCUGGUGUGGAUUGAAACGCCAGUGAACCCUACCGGCGAGGUGAAGGACAUUCAAUACUUUGCGGACAAAGCUCAUGCAACUUCUGCGCACCUUGUCAUCGAUGCGACCUUUGCCCCUCCACCUCUCCAGGACCCAUUCAAGUUCGGAGCAGACAUGGUCAUGCAUAGUGCGUCGAAGUACUUUGGAGGGCAUUCAGACUUGUUGGGUGGUGUUCUCGUUGUCAAAUCAGAGGAGGCGGCCGUCCAGCUUUGGAAAGAACGGGUUUUCCUCGGGAGUGUUAUGGGGUCUCUUGAAGCCUUCCUACUCCUUCGGUCUCUUCGCACUUUGGAGCUUCGAGUAUUAAAGCAGUCUAGAACUGCAGCUCAACUCGCACAAUGGUUAGAUCGUCUCGCCAGAGUGCCUGUGGGAACGGAAUGGGAUAGAGUUCCAGGAGGAAUUGUCACCAAAGUUUGGCACGGUAGCUUUCAACGACACGAUGUUUUCGUAGAGAAGCAAAUGACGGGUGGACAUUCACCUACGUUUUCGAUCCUUGUUAAAGAUGGAAAGGCCGCCAGGGCACUUGCACUCUCCUUGGCGUUCGUUACGAGUGCCACGAGUCUCGGAGGCGUCGAGUCUCUCAUCGAACAACGUCACGUAAUGGACCGUCGUGCUGAUCCCAAAUUGCUUCGGAUUAGUGUUGGUCUCGAAGACAUUGAGGACUUGAAAGCAGAUUUUAGGGAUGCAUUCAGGAGAGUCCUUAAGGGGGAGUCAAAGCUUUAGUUUGCCACUGGACAGUGGGAUGUGUACAUAUAUUGCAAAUCUAUCGGGCGCAGCCUAACGAUACUCAAUACUAUUAGCGCCGUCUACAGGUAGUUGCUGUCGUUGUAAUUCUUGGACUUCAGGCUGCCCCUGAGAGCGCCAAGGGCUGUUGCUGAAUUGAUG
Cantharellus anzutake is the source of this 1380-nucleotide messenger RNA. Its product is annotated as cystathionine gamma-synthase. The record is from RefSeq and is a predicted model, not a curated record. NCBI's taxonomy places the organism in Eukaryota, Fungi, Basidiomycota, Agaricomycetes, Cantharellales, Hydnaceae. Gene Ontology annotation, biological process: transsulfuration. Gene Ontology annotation, cellular component: cytoplasm. The transcript has 9 exons. Bases 1 to 1218 code for a protein of 405 amino acids. Gene Ontology annotation, molecular function: pyridoxal phosphate binding; carbon-sulfur lyase activity.